GGAGUUGUAUGUGUGUGUGUGUGUGUGCGUGCAUGUGUGUGUGCGUGUGAGACCCGCUGGGCGUCUAUAAAGCAUUUAUUAAUGUGGCUCCCUUGUCAGGCACCAAUUAAUUUAUUGGAGAGUAAACCUUUUAAAAGGAAGGAGGACAGAGAGGAGUCCGUGGCAGCUCUGGAGAGCUGUCACUUUCUCUCUGAGUGUAUGUGUGUGCGCGGAGAAGAGAGAGAUUAUCGUUACGCGCGUUAUGCGGAGCGCAGUUUUGGUGAUGCAUUCAGUUGGGAGAAGUGUAGCAGGGAGCAGUGACCGUCAACCCGGACAUCCAGUGCAGUAGCAGGAGAAGGGGAUCCGGCAGGUUCGGGGCUACCUUCUCUGCGCCUUAUAGGAUUUCGACUCAUUUUGUGUUUUAUAUAUUUUUGAUGAAUUGGUGCAGAGUGAAAGUCAAAGAUGCGCACCGCUGAACAAAGGAUUUAGGGGAAAACGAUCAAGAAUAUCUUCCUCAAUUUAAUCCUGACACCCCGGUGUGUUUUGUCCAUGCCCAUAUCUGCCUCUGAGGACAACGGACACGGGCUGAAUCAUCGGGUUCCUCUGGUUUCAAAGCUGGAGAAGGAGGAAUCAUCUGGGCUGAUCGCGUACGAGUCCAUGUGGAUGGAGAGAGAAUACGCAAACACAGCGAGCGGAGCUCAUUCCGAAAUGUGACAUUUUUCAGUCUCCCAGUCUCCCAUCAAACCUGACAACCGUGCAUCUGCCUUCGUUCCCGAUCGGAUUUGUUUACAUCGAUUUAGAGAUGGCCUCCCUCCCUGGUCCUCCUCAUGCUGCUGCUGACUGUCGCUCAUCGUGCCAUCGGUCAAGACUCGGAGGUCUCUGAGGCUCUCCCAAGAGGCUGCGGCUGGGGCCUUGUGCGUCCAUACACCCUCCUCUGUGACCUGGACUCCAUAUGGGGUGUAGCUGUCGAGUCAGUGGCUGCCGGUGGGGUGCUGACUGCCAUCUUUCUAGCCCUAAUCCUGCUGUGCCGCUUACACCACAUCAGUGAGGCUGAGAAGCGCAGCGGCGUGGGCCCCAUCCUCCUGCUGCUCCUCGGCAUCCUUGGCUUGUUCGGCCUGAGCUUCGCUUACCUGAUCGAGCAGGACGAGUCUUUAUGUUUGCUCCGCAGGGCCCUGUGGGGUCUUCUGUUUGCCAUCUGCUUCUCCUGCUUGCUGGUACAGGGAAUCCGCCUGCGUAGGAUCGGCCGUGAACGCCGGAGCCCCGGUGGCUGCGCCCUAACAUGCCUCGCGCUGGGUUUGAGUGCUGUGCAGGGCAUCAUCGCCGCCGAGUGGCUACUUCUCACCGUGCUGAGGGAGGGACGAGCUGCCUGUCAGUACCUGCCAAUGGACUUCUCACUAGCCUGCAGCUACGUGUUAGCCCUACUACUAGCCGCGCUGACUGCAGCCUCCCUGGCCCUGUGUGGGAAGACACGUCAGUGGCGCUGCAAUGCCAUCUGGCUGCUGGUGACCUGCCUGCUGUCGCUGCUGCUGUGGGUGGCCUGGGUGGGCUUCUAUCUGUACGGCAACGACUGGCUGGGGAGGUCCCCGGCCUGGAAUGACCCGGCGCUGGCCAUUGCUUUAGUGGCUCAGGGCUGGAUUCUGCUGAUCUUCCAUGCAAUUCCUGAAGCCCACAUCUGCCUGAGACCACCCCCACAGCCCACUGCACCAGAUUACUUUGACACCUCCCAAAACUCUACACGGAUGAGGGAGACCAGCUUUGACGAAGACAUCCCUCUCUCUCACAGGCAGUUUGUGGAGAACCAGGGCUACGGAUACAACGAUGAGAACACUGCAGGCUUGAGGACCGGUGGCAGUGGCGGUGGCGGUGGCGGUGGCAGUGGCGGUGGCGGCGCCGGGCAACAUAACAGCAACACUGGCCCCAGGCCCAGCGCUCCUUUCCGCAGCAAUGUCUACCAACCCACCGAGAUGACCAUGAUCCUGAAUGGGGGAGCGGUGAGUACAUCCUCCCAGUCACAGGUGCCCUCUGCUCCUCCAACUUACACAGGGAGGCAGCUGUGGUGAGUGAGAGGAUUGGAAAGAAGAUGUGUGGUAGAAAAUGAAGAGGAUGGAGAGGGUGAGGAGGGAGGGGUCCGGGACGAGGGGUGCUGCCUGGUUGAAUUGGACUUAAAACAUGGAUGCCAACAGGGUCCUUUCCCUCUGUGUACAGACUCAAACACUGACUGUGUGCCAAUCAACUAUUGUAUGAGUGUGUGUGAGACUGAGAAAGAGUAGGGUAUGGAGGACAGAGCUAAAGCUCUUCUAGCACACAAAUCUCUAUAGAAGGGUUCAAAAACUCAAAAUGUGACCAGCAAGUAGCAAAACAAAAUGCACGAUUUGAAAAUAUCAACAUGCAGUAUUCUUUUUAUUUUAUUUGCUCCACUGAGACUAUACAGCACUGUAAGGAUCCUUGAAAAACUGUGAAAUCUAUCGCCUUUUCCCGCUCUAUUUCUCUUCCUGUCAAUCAGGAUGUCUUUUCUGCUGCUCCUCAAAAAUGCUGGCGCUCGCGUGGAAACAUUUGGCUCUGUCCUCCAUCCACCCACAGUGUAGGUGAAGACAGAGCACAUGGGCAACUGUACAACUCGAGCACCGCCCGCUUAAAAAGUAUCCAACCUCUGUGGGUGUGUAUGUGGAGUAUAUGAGAGGGGAAAAAAUAGUGUGUGUAUUCCCUACAUCUGAACACCACCGCUCCAAUAAACCUUUCCCCCUCCAGACCGUUAGCCCUCCGUGGACACUUCUUCUUCCUCCAUCCCUCUCUAUCUCCGUUUCCGGUUUCACUGCACCGUCUGUGAAUAUAACACAUAACUCUUCUCACCUUGCCUCAUCCACCCACCUGCAUGGACACUUUGCAAUAUGUGAAACAAACUGUGAAGCCCGAACUGCGGUCGGGACACAAGUUCCCGGUGACCGCGCACGCAGCAAAAGCAGCCUGAAGCACCUGAACAGAGGGAUCGCAAAGCUGCUAAUGAACUGCUGUUCGAUACAAUGGAGUAGAGUGGAUUCUGAUUGGACGAGGAGGCCGUCAGUCAUCGGUGAUGAGGCACUGCUUCAUGAAUCUAGGUCAGACUGCUGUAUGCUGCUCUCCCACAUCUCCGGUGGCCACUGGCGUUUUUGAACCAGCCAGGAGAAACUGUCACUUUAUAUCAGCAGGAAACGGAGCGAGGAAAUGAAACGUUCCCCUGUACUUAAGCUCCUCCAUCUGUGUUAAUGUGUGCGUACGUGUGAUUUUAUGAGUGUCGGGAGUUGACGGGGGGAGGGGGUGGGAUUUCAAAAAGUCAACGUUGCUUUCUGGUGCUAUAUAUUCCUCCACACAACUUCCCAGUGCGGCACAGAACUACAGGAACAACACUGAUGCAGGUGUCAAAACUAUCAGUGACAGGCGAUAGAUAGAGCUGUGGCUGGUGUGUGGACAUAUCCUAGAGCCUUAGAAAGAUCAGAUUUACACUGUAAGUUAGAAAGUGGGAGAUACAAUAUAGAAGGAGGAAGAAGGGGGAUGGGACAGAAGGAAGGAGAUAGCGAGUGAUGGUCCAAGGGGAGUCUAUGCGACAGUGCAAGAUCUCCGUGGGUUGUGUGUUUGUGCGUGAUGUGCUGACUGCUCUGCUCUAUGUGGUCAUCGUCUUUAUCUGGUGAAGCGUCUCCUCCUCCUCUUCCUCCUCCUCCUGUCUCCCUGUGGUCGGCUAUAGCUCAAGUGUAGCCCCGUGCCAAGAAGGACUCUUGUUUCACUGGAGUCUCCGUUUCACGCCCUUUCCCUUCAUCACGACACCAGCUCUCUCUCUUUUCACCCGAGAAGCUGUGUACAUAGUAGUGCUGUAAAGCUUUGCUUGCUUGUUUACUUUUUCUUUCUUUUUUAACUGUAGCCUGAGUUUAGACACCAGUGUCAUAUGACCCCCUGGAGAACUGACUACUGCAAACUUUUUUUAUCUGGGGAUUUUCUUUUUUAACUGGUUUGCUUAGUUGCUCAUACAUUUUGCUUGUUGUUCCAUGAUGCUUUUAUUUCUCUCUCGCUGGUGUCUUUUUUUUAAGCUAGCAUUUUGGAAAUGUUUUGCCAAUACUAGAGAGGCUUUUAUUUUUUUGUUUGUUUGAUUAUUGUUCGAGGAAAUGAUGAGUUGUCAUUUAAAAAGGGAUUUACGUCGGUUGUACUUCCCGCAAUAUUCUCAAUCAAGACAGUCAUCCUCUCUUCGCUGUUACAGUUACGGGGGAUACAAACAUACUUUAGUUUUAUUUUUUCAGAAAAAUUACAAUAGCUGUGAAUCAUUUUUGGCACUUCAUGCAGCAAACAAUGACCUAUUCUGCAACACUUUAGAGAUAGAUAUAUAAUAAAUAAACAGAGCAGGGUAGGCUGAAAAAGCUUCAAGACCUCCCAAGUCAUUUUGCUGACCCUUGGUCUUACAGUGCAUCAACCCUCAACUAAGAAAAGCCAAAGGGUCAACCCUUGACUGCUGCUGUAUGUUCAUGUCUUACCCACUGGCUAUUCUAAAAUAGGACUGGUACCAGCAGGCCAGCUCCAUGCCCAAAGAGAGCGUGUCCUGCUACGUCAGGCUCUGUUUGGGCCUCCACUGUUCAGAAACAGGCUACGGGCCCACAGAUCCGUGCGUCGUAGCCCAUGAAGAACUGUCCUCAGGGUUUCGGAUGGUCAGCAGUAACGAGAUAAAACUCUCACCACUCAGAGCGGAGGGGGGAGGUUUGAGUUCUUGUGAUGUUUUCACUCAAUGUCGAGUACAAAAAAAACAAAAAAACAAUAAUAACAUGUGACUUUGUAGAUUUUGCACCUGUCAACUACCUAUCUGUGCAUGCUUAUCACCAUUUCUACAUGUAAGACCUUUCUCAGACGUACUUUUGAAUACUAACUCUAUUUAUGUAAAGGUCAUGUGACAGCAAUCAUAAUUUCAGUGUAUAUCAGAUGACACACUUAAUGUCUGUGCUUUCUUAAACACAAAAAGAGAGCUGGCUCUUGACAAGCAAAGAGAUUAAAGUCAGGGGAAAAUGGUCCAAAAUACUAUGAUUCCCCAAAAAGGAACAAAAUGCCAUCUUUACUGGACCUAAUAAUAACUUCCUUGUUAGUUUGAAAUCUCGAGGGAAAAAAAGAGAAUCUUCUGACUGAUAUUGUCUCUGUGUUUAAAAUCAAAUAGACUGUGGUAAAAUUUGCACAAAACUUCUAUAUGUUAAGUUUGUCAUCCCUGGACAGCCCACUAAACACCCGUAUCCCUGGGUUUGACUUGUCCUUGCCUGUCCUCUCCUGAUUUGUCUUGCCUUCAGACUGUUCCAGCGGGGCAGCUGACAGGGGUGAUAUUGGUUUUCACAGCUGUGACUGUGCGGUGACGCAGCAUGCCUAUGUAUAGAACUUGAUUCCUCUGAUUAGAAAAAACAAACAGUUAACUCUCUUGUUUCUGUAACUAAAUCAGGAAAAAAAGAAGUUCAAUAAAAGUGUCAUGUUUGUAGUUAACUUUUAA
Messenger RNA from Cottoperca gobio, 5464 nucleotides. RefSeq names its product G protein-coupled receptor, class C, group 5, member Ba (gene gprc5ba). Gene Ontology annotation, cellular component: signaling receptor complex; plasma membrane; intracellular membrane-bounded organelle. The transcript has 4 exons. Lineage: Eukaryota; Metazoa; Chordata; Actinopteri; Perciformes; Bovichtidae. The record is from RefSeq and is a predicted model, not a curated record. Gene Ontology annotation, molecular function: G protein-coupled receptor activity; protein kinase activator activity; protein kinase binding. Gene Ontology annotation, biological process: G protein-coupled receptor signaling pathway. Bases 807 to 2039 code for a protein of 410 amino acids.